AGCCACAUCAUAGCUUUCCAAAUUCCUUCAAAGUCACAGUUUCAUAAAAACUCAAACCAAAAAAAAAAAAAAGAGAGAAAAAAGAAUGGAGAAUCUAAUGGGUCUUCUGAGAAUUCAUGUGAAGAGAGGUGUGAAUCUCGCCAUUAGAGAUAUCUCUAGCAGUGAUCCUUACAUCGUUGUCCACUUUGGUAAACAGAAGCUGAAAACACGUGUGGUGAAACACAGUGUAAACCCCGAGUGGAACGACUUAUUGACACUUUCCGUGACUGAUCCGAAUCUCCCGGUUAAACUCACGGUUUACGACUAUGACGUGUUCUCCGCGGAUGACAAGAUGGGAGAAGCCGAGUUUCACAUUGGUCCAUAUAUUGAAGCUAUUAAAUUCUGCCAUCAGCUCGGACCAGGACUUCCCAGUGGUACCAUAAUAAGGAAGAUAGAGCCGAGUAGAAAAAACUGUUUGUCUGAAGAGAGCCACAUUGUGUGGAACCAAGACAAGAUUGUUCAGAAUAUGUUCCUUAGACUCCAGCACGUGGAGUGCGGAGAGGUGGAGAUACAGCUUGAGUGGGUCAAUGUCCCCGGUGCAAGGGGUAUAUAGGUCAAAAUCGUAUCAUCGAUUCAAUCCUUAGUCCCCUGUGCGUGCAUAUAUGGUUAGAAACUAGAACUACGUUGCAGUUUAAAAUUGGUCAAUGAAAGAAAUCUCAAACUGGCUUGUGUAAUAAAACUCUUUUUAUUUGUUAUUUAAUUUCUUAUUUGAUUUUUAAAAAGUGUUUGAAGUCCAUGAGGAGCAAGUGUAACAUUUGGAUAUCUCCAUAAAUUUCCCAUCUUGUUAGCGUA
Molecule: messenger RNA, 831 nt
Organism: Camelina sativa (false flax)
Lineage: Eukaryota; Viridiplantae; Streptophyta; Magnoliopsida; Brassicales; Brassicaceae
Product: protein C2-DOMAIN ABA-RELATED 1
Source: RefSeq, a predicted model, not a curated record